CCAAGACCGUGGCCUUGUUUGCGCCCUGCUCCAAUCACAUUCUAGAAUCUACUGAUACCGGGCCGUAUAAAUUAAUCGGGGUUAUCGAGAGAAAGCACCCUGGGUUCGUGCAGUUCAGUUGUCGACAAGACUCAAGAAUCGGCAGACAUGACCAUCGACGUGUACAUCGCUCCCGCCAGCGGCCCGUGCCGGUCAGUACUGAUGACCGGCAAGUACCUUGGAUUAGACUUGAACGUGAAGCAAGUCAACCUAAUGGCUGGCGAUCAGUUGAAGCCGGAGUACUUGAAAAUUAGUGCCACUUCCCUUUAUAAGUCCGCUCAUUUUCGCUCUCAGCUCAGUCAAGAACGUUCGCAGUCGUCGCUCGCUAAAAUCUCAAUUUCGUUCGAAAAGAUGCCGAUCGAUUUGUAUUUGUUACCUGCUAGCGGCCCAUGCAGGGCUAUUCUAAUGACGGCCAACCAUUUGGGCAUCGAAGUGAAUAAGAAAAAUGUGGACUUAUUUGCACAGGAGCAGUUAAAACCUGAAUUUGUAGCGAUGAACCCUCAACAUACUGUUCCUACUAUCGACGACAAUGGGUUUUAUCUAUGGGAAAGCCGAGCGAUCCAGACGUACCUCGCAAACAAAUAUGCUCCAGAUAAUGAAAUUUACCCGAAGGAUCCCCAAAAGAGAGCAGUUGUUGAUCGAAUGCUCUACUUUGAUAUCGGAACUCUGUACAAAGCUGAAGCUGACUAUUUGUACCCUCAGUUGUUCAAGGGUGAAGCCGCCGACCCUGAGAAAUUAGAGAACUUUAAGAAAGCUCUUGGUUUCUUGGAAGAGUUCUUGAGUAAAACUACAUACGCUGCUGGAAACCACCUUACUCUGGCUGACUUUUCGUUGAUUGCAAGCAUUUCCUUUGCCGAGCUUGCCGACUUCGACUUCAGUGAAUACCCUAAAAUAACUGCAUGGAUACAAAAGUUGAAGAAGGAGGUUCCAGACUAUCACGAAAUAAAUGAAGUACCAAUCCAACAGUUCAAAGAAAUGUUGAAAUCAAGAUUUUUUAAACGUGAAACUAUGGGCAUUGAGUUGUACUACGAUCCUGCCAGCCCUCCUUGCAUGGCAGUAUUGUUGACGGCAGCCCAUUUGGGAAUAAAACUUAACAAGAAAUACAUCGAUUUGAUGAAGGAGGAACAAUUAAAACCAGAAUUUGUUUCGAUAAACCCUAUGCAUGUUGUGCCCACUCUGCAUGAUGAUGGAUUUUAUUUGUGGGAAAGUCGAGCUAUUUUGACUUACCUUGUGAAUAAGUAUGCACCUGGCUGUUCCAUCUACACAAAUGAUCCCAAGGAGAAAGCGAACAUAGAGCGAAUGCUUUACUUCGAUAUUGGAACUCUUUAUAAAUCACUAGCUGAUUAUGUGUAUCCACAAGUCUUCGCAGGUGCUGCUGAAAGCCCUGAGAAAAAGGAGAGUUUCAAGAAAGCCUUGGAGUUGUUCGAUCAGUUUUUGAGCAAAACAACUUAUGCUGCUGCAAAUCACAUCACAUUGGCAGAUUUUUCAAUCAUUGCAGGUCUUUCUAUGUCCAAAAUGGUAGACUAUGAUUUAUCUGUAUACCCUAAGAUUAGCUCAUGGAUGGAAAGACUGAAGAAGGAAAUUCCCAAUUACAGUGAAUUAGUGGAGGAACCCAUUCUGAAGUUGAAGGAAGAAAUGAAAUCGGCUAAAUGAGAUUAUGGCAGUGAGAGGCAACUGAACUGUCGAUUAAGAGCUUUCCAAAGAAAAUCAAAUCUUCUGUUUAAUUCUUGUCCAUCAUCAAAUUAACUGUACAAAAUUCAUUAAUUGCUGUGCACAUUUCUAAGAGUGCCGCAGAACUUCCUAAUUCUGUUAUUCGUCAGUGUGUUAAUUGCUUUUUCUUCCAAUAAAAUCUUAUGAGACGUGUUUUUAUAAGAAUCUA
Messenger RNA from Uloborus diversus, 1918 nucleotides. RefSeq lists its product as uncharacterized. The transcript has 11 exons. NCBI's taxonomy places the organism in Eukaryota, Metazoa, Arthropoda, Arachnida, Araneae, Uloboridae. Gene Ontology annotation, molecular function: glutathione transferase activity. Gene Ontology annotation, biological process: glutathione metabolic process. The record is from RefSeq and is a predicted model, not a curated record. Bases 148 to 1692 code for a protein of 514 amino acids.